CGUAGAGACAACCCAAAUCAUACACCACCUUCCCCUAUAAAAAAAAAAUUAAUAUCGCAACUUCUCUCUCCAAUCAACUUAAGAUAUAUUACGAUCCAAAUCCGCCAUUAGCUAGAAGAUAUUAAAAAUACUGAAAACCACAAUGGAGAUGAAUACAAACCAAAACAACAUUUCUUCGAGGGACAUCCCUGUCAUUGAUCUAAGUAACCACGACGAAGAGCUUGUGGCACGUGCGGUUGUCAAAGCGAGCGAAGAGUGGGGGAUUUUUCAGGUGGUCAACCACGGAAUCCCGACGGAGCUGAUACGGCGGUUGCAAGAAGCGGGGAAGGAGUUUUUCGAGCUUCCCGAGACAGAGAAGGAGGCCGUAGCGAAGCCAAAGGACUCCAUGGACACAGAAGGAUACAGAACCAAGUACCAAAAAGAUAUGGAAGGAAGAGACCCAUGGGUUGAUCAUCUCUUUCACCGCAUCUGGCCACCCUCCAGAGUCAGUCACAGAUUCUGGCCUAAGAGUCCUCCAGAGUACAUUAAAGUGAAUGAGGAGUACGCAACUCACAUUAAGAAGCUAUCCGAAAAACUCAUGGAGUGGCUAUCAGAGGGAUUAGGGUUAAAGCGUGAGGCCUUGAAGGAAGGUCUAGGCGGCGAGACGGUGGAGUAUCUGAUGAAGAUUAAUUACUAUCCGCCGUGUCCAGAUCCUGAUAUGGUCGUGGGGGCUCCGGAUCACACUGACGUCAAUGGGAUCACACUCUUGGUCGCUAAUGAGGCUUUAGGACUUCAGGCUUUCAAAGAUGACCACUGGAUCGACGCAAAGUAUAUCACUUCUGGGAUCAUCGUCAUCAUUGGUGAUCAAUUCCUUAGGAUGAGCAACGGGAAGUAUAAGAGUGUGGUGCAUAGAGCGACGAUGGAUAAGGAGAAGACAAGAAUCUCGUGGCCGGUUUUUCUGGAAUCUAGCCUUGAUCACGUUUUCGGACCUUUGCCGGAGCUAACUACCGACGAUGAGAGCGUUCCCAAGUUUAAGCCUUAUGUCUACAAAGACUUCAAAUUUCGAAAGCUUAAGAAGCUUAGUCUCGACUGAGAUUAAAAAAUAUCUGCAUAAUUACAGAGAAACAGAUGAUCGAGAGAGAUCAUGAAGAAGACUUGUUUGUUUUGUUGGGUUUAUUGCGUCUGCUUCAAUAAUGAGUGCUGGAGUUUUAUCUACUUAUCAAAUUACAGCAUUGUGUCAUUUGUGUGUGUAUGUCAUUUGUCAUGUGUGUUUACUGUUUAUUUAAUUUGAUACUGUAUGAUUUUUUAAUAAUUUUUGUAGUUGUUGGGCAAAGCGUAAUUUAAUAUGAUUAAACUUGGAUUGUAACGUUUUAA
Molecule: messenger RNA, 1353 nt
Organism: Capsella rubella
Lineage: Eukaryota; Viridiplantae; Streptophyta; Magnoliopsida; Brassicales; Brassicaceae
Product: flavonol synthase 3
Exons: 3
Coding region: 143-1072 (309 amino acids)
Source: RefSeq, a predicted model, not a curated record